Harpegnathos saltator (Jerdon's jumping ant) is the source of this 1619-nucleotide messenger RNA. Its product is annotated as protein Simiate. The record is from RefSeq and is a predicted model, not a curated record. The coding region runs from base 558 to 1370 and encodes 270 amino acids. Gene Ontology annotation, biological process: regulation of filopodium assembly; dendrite morphogenesis; regulation of actin filament polymerization. The transcript has 2 exons. Gene Ontology annotation, cellular component: filopodium tip; nucleus; dendrite. Gene Ontology annotation, molecular function: actin monomer binding; actin filament binding. NCBI's taxonomy places the organism in Eukaryota, Metazoa, Arthropoda, Insecta, Hymenoptera, Formicidae.
CAUUGGCUACUGCGAUAUUUCUUAACCAACUUCCGCUGCGCGGCAAGUGUUGCAGCGUCCUGUGUGCAAUUAAAGUGCGGCCAAAGUGAUGUACUUUAAAUUCAAUUCAUCGCACGGUUGCAUAACAACAAAUACAUAUAAUUGCACGUUAAUACGUAGAUGAAGGAGAUGAAUUACAAAUCGUUGGCUGUGCAUAAUGCCGCAUGUAAUUGGAUAUUUCAUAAAUUUCAGGACUGCGAAAAAGAGGUAUCACGAUUUGUAUAAUAGUGUUGCUCAUCUAACACUAAUUUGCUCAAGUUUCAACAACUCUACACUUGCAGCAUCCGUACGGCAAGUUCUUUGGAUAUUGUGAACAAAUUCAAAAGGAAAUGAAUGAGUGCAUAAGAGAGCAAAGAGAAAUUAAUAGAAGCAGAAACUUACAAUCCAGACGCAGAAUAUCAGAGAGUCAGAAAAGGUCACAGGAGGAAAGUGGUGAUUAAUUGUAUGGAUUAUCUCUGUAUAGAGAUAGUAGUAACUUAAGUUCCACACAGCAGAUAAUAUCAAGCUUGAAAUUUAAUAUGAAUCCAGUAGUAAAGAAUGAUAUAACUUUAAACAAAUACCUCAAACUUGAGGAUGAUUGCAAGAACGAAUAUGAAAAAGAAGAGAUUGGCAGUAUACAAGUAAAUAUAAGGAACUCUGACAUGAAGAUAGAUUCUGAAAAGAUUCAAGAACAAGGAGCCAAUGAGGGAUUAGAGGAUAGCGAUAAUGAGAUACCAGCAACCUUCGAUAAUGAUGAUGAGACAUUUGUGUUUCCUCCUGAUGGAGAUAUUUCUGACAUGUUAGAUGAAGUGCAAUACAAUGGGCAUUUUCCCACUGUUACUGAGCGCUAUUUUGUUGCAUACUAUAAAAUCAAUGUACAAUCACCUGGGGACGAUAUAUGCAUACGUAUACAUAGCAAUCGUAUCUGUAUGUUCUCCCUAGCACCUAGUCAUGUCAUCUUACAAGGUGAUAGAGACAUAACAAAGGUAGACUUUAAGAUAAACGAUAAAUUAGACAGAGCUUUGAAUAAGGUCUCAGGAAAGAGUAAACACGGUGCACAACCAUUGCAAGUCAACUCAAAUAUCUGUACCAUAUUUUGCUCAGAUGGGCAAAAAUAUUUGAUUAAAUGUUGUAUGAUAGGAAAACUGGUGGAAGUUAAUGAAAUGCUGUCAGUAAAGCCGCAACUUCUCAGGGAAUUGCCACAUAAAGGUGGGUACUUGGCUAUAAUUUUGCCAAAUAUAAAACAUCUAGAGAGUUUGAAACAGUCUCUACUGACUCACGAGGAAUAUAUUAGACUUGUCGGAGAAAGAGAAAAGGAAAGAGAGGGUAAUGACACGAUUAAAACAGUGUAAAAACACUUGAGACCUGGAUUGAAACACUUAGCAUUAGAUAUGUAAAAUUGGCGGAUAAAAUUUGAACAAUGGAAUUAUAUGAUUCAUGGAAAAACAUGUAAUCAUAAGGAUAGAUGAUAAUCGAAGUGAAUUUUGAUGUAACCUUUUUUUUUCUUUAUUAUGUUGCAAGACUCAGUGUUAAUAAUACAAAAUUGUAUUGAUAACACAAAACAACUUUUUCUGUGUAAUAAAGAUUUAUACAUUCUCGUA